AGAGGGCGGCGGGGGGGCUCCGACCGCGCUGCCCCCCCGGGCUGAGCGGCGGGGAGAGCCCGCAGCGGAGCGGGGGGCAGCGCGGCCGCACGGCGUGAAGCUCUCUCUCAUCCCGCUCUCUCAUCCCGCUAUCUCAUUCCUCUCUCUCAUCCCUCUCUCUUAUCCCUUUCUCCAUACCUCUCUCCAUCCCUCCCUCCAUCCCUCUCUCAUCCUUCUCUCCAUCCCUCCCUCCAUCCCUCCAUCCCGGCCGGGGGAGCGGGGUGCGGAGCGGGUCUAGGCGGGGGCUGCCGGCCGGGGAUCAUGCCGGGGGAGCUGCGCCUCGGCACCGCUUUCUCCUCGCCCUCCAUGGAGCCCGGACUUUCUCUACAAUGACUUUCCCCGAGCUGAGCAAUGGCAGCUUGAGUGGGAACCGGACGGGACAGGGCAGCCAGAGCGGUGCCAACCGGUCCUGGGGGCUGCAGGGCGAGGAGAGCCCCGACGGCAACGGCACCACGCUGACUUUCGCCUUGGACGUGCAGGCGGUGGGCGUCGGGGUCUUCCUGGCCGUGUUCAUCCUCUCGGCCAUCGUGGGGAACAUCCUGGUCAUCCUGUCGGUGGCUUGCAACCGGCACCUGCAGACGGUCACCAACUACUUCAUCGUCAACCUGGCCAUCGCCGACCUGCUGCUCAGCACCACCGUGCUGCCCUUCUCGGCCACCCUGGAGGUGUUGGGCUUCUGGGUGUUCGGGCGCAUCUUCUGCAACAUCUGGGCAGCGGUGGACGUGCUGUGCUGCUCUGCCUCCAUCAUGAGCCUGUGCAUCAUCUCCGUGGACAGGUACAUCGGCGUCAAGUACUCCCUCAAGUACCCCACGAUCAUGACCGAGAGGAAGGCGGGGGUCAUCCUCGUGGUGGUCUGGCUCUCCUCCAUGGUCAUCUCCAUCGGGCCCCUGCUGGGGUGGAAGGAGCCGCCGCCACAGGAUGAGAGCAUCUGCAGCAUCACAGAGGAGCCAGGCUAUGCCCUGUUCUCCUCCCUCUUCUCCUUCUACUUGCCCCUCAUGGUCAUCCUGGUGAUGUACUUCAGGAUCUACGUGGUGGCCAGGCGGACCACCCGGAGCUUGGAGGCAGGGGUCAAGAAGGAGAGGAAUAAAUCCAUGGAGGUGGUUCUGCGCAUCCACUGCCGCAGCGUCCUGGAGGAGCCUCUCUCCAGCACCCGGAGCAAGGGGCACAACUUCAGGAGCUCCCUCUCCGUGCGGCUCCUCAAGUUCUCCCGUGAGAAAAAGGCAGCCAAGACUCUCGCCAUCGUCGUGGGUGUUUUCAUCCUCUGCUGGUUCCCCUUCUUCUUCAUCCUGCCUUUUGGUUCUUUCUUCCCGUCUCUGAAGCCCUCCGAAAUUGUCUUCAAGAUCAUCUUCUGGCUGGGGUACUUCAACAGCUGCGUGAACCCCAUCAUCUACCCCUGCUCCAGCAAGGAGUUCAAGCGCGCGUUCAUCCGGCUGCUCAAGUGCCAGUGCCACCGCAGGAGACGGCCCAUCUGGAGAGUUUACGACCACCACUGGAGAGGGGCCUCUGCCAACAGCUCGGUGCAGGACUCUGAGACAGACCUGAGGCCCAGGAUUAACACCCUGAACAGCUCCUUCAUAUUUAACUCCUCCUUCCAGGAGAGAGCCAGUAAGAGGCGAACGCUCAGCUUCAAGGGCUGGAAAAUGCUCACUCCUUUCCAGAAACCAGCAUCCACCCAGCUGAAGGAAAAGAUGAACAGCCUUUCUAACAAAAUCCGGGGUGGUUCCAGCAAAGGGGGGGUGACAGCCACCUACAAAACAGAGGUGGAGUCUGUCUCUAUUGGGAUCCCUCAUGAUUUCACGGAAACCAUCGACUAUCAAACCCAUGACUUAACAGACUGCUGUGGGCUGAGAGAAACAGAUAUUUGAACCCUCUGGAACAGCUGUCGAUGGUUUCUUUAGAGGUAUACAGCAGAAAUGUGGAGGGAUACCAUCUGUGGGUCUGUCAGGCAGACUGGAAGCAGCAAUCAGGUAUAAAAUGCAGUUGCCCAAAGGUUAUCCGAAAAUCCCCCAUGUGGCGCUCAACCCCUUCUGUGGGAUUAUGGGUUCCUCAAAUAAGAGCCAAUGGCAUAUCCCAUUUUAACAAACCUCAGCAGGAGGGGAAGAUGUGGGGUGGAUGUGGCCUUAGGAGAAGAGCUGUCUCCCUCCAGGGGAUGGUUGUCUUUGACUUUGGAAGAAGCUGUGCAAUUAAGGGAAACCAGGAUGUCUCCUUUGCCUUAAAAACACCACCGUGAAAUCUGAUGGAAAGAUCAAACCCCAAAAGAUGCCAACCCUGCCUUAGUACAUGUGAUCACGUUUCUGUCCAGAGGCAGCAUCCAGAAAGGACACUGCCGAGCAGCAGCUGGCAGCUGAUCCUUUAGAUGAUGGGUUGGGAGCUUGCAGAUCUGCAGGGCUGGACAGGACCUCCAGCCGAGCCCCUGGCUCUGGAGGUUGAGCAGACUGGGGUAUUUCCAAGCAGGAUGGGGGGAUCCUGGUUCUCAGCCAUCAUCUCUGCAGUGACCACGGCUUUGCCCCUUCCACAUAACCUGGUUUUAGGCUGGAGGAGGAGUCCAGAUGUCUACACAGGGUGUACAGGUCUCUCUCCUCUAAUUCCAGCCUGUGAAGCAUUUCUGAUUUCACUUUCCAGUGAAACACUUGCAAUCCACCUUGCUUUAGUGCUCAUCCAUCUGUGAUACAGAGAGUAACCGGCUCCUUUUGGUGUCAGUCAUCCCCAACCUUUUCUGUCCCCUUCUUGCUCUAGUUGUUUCUCUCAAAAAACACAGGAUAAAAGUGCAUCCCAGGGGAUUCACUCAGGACAAGAGGAAAUGGCCUCAGGGUGUGCCAGGGGAGGUUUAGGUUGGAUA
Messenger RNA from Corapipo altera (White-ruffed manakin), 2878 nucleotides. RefSeq names its product adrenoceptor alpha 1D (gene ADRA1D). Gene Ontology annotation, molecular function: alpha1-adrenergic receptor activity. The record is from RefSeq and is a predicted model, not a curated record. The coding region runs from base 369 to 1904 and encodes 511 amino acids. The transcript is spliced from 2 exons. Gene Ontology annotation, cellular component: membrane. Gene Ontology annotation, biological process: positive regulation of cytosolic calcium ion concentration; phospholipase C-activating G protein-coupled receptor signaling pathway; cell-cell signaling. NCBI's taxonomy places the organism in Eukaryota, Metazoa, Chordata, Aves, Passeriformes, Pipridae.